AUGGACGGAGAGGUCCCAGAGAUUUUGCCUGCAGAAUGCCCUGAUCCUGAGCCUGCAUCUCCAGAAAGUGGUGACGAGCCUCCUGAGCCUCUCAGCAGCAAGCUGCCAGUACCGUCCGGUGAGCUGAACCUGUACCGCGCCGCCGUCGCGCUCCGGCUCGUCCUCCUCGCCGCCUUCUUCCACUACCGCGUCACCCACCCGGUCGCCGACGCACGCGCGCUGUGGCUGACGUCCGUCGCGUGCGAGAUCUGGCUCGCCGUGUCAUGGCUGGUCGGCCAGCUCCUGAAGCUCUCCCCGGUCAACCGCGUCACCUACCUAGACAGGCUCGCGUCAAGGUCGUACCCUCUGCCCUUGCAGGUACGAGAAGGAAGGGAGGCGUCGCGGCUGGCGGGGGUGGACGUGUUCGUCACCGCGGCGGACGCGGGCAGGGAGCCCCCGCUGGCGACGGCGAACACCGUUCUGUCGGUGCUCGCGGCGGACUACCCGGCUGGCGGUGUCACCUGCUACGUCCACGACGACGGCGCCGACAUGCUGGUGUUCGAGUCCCUCUUCGAGGCGGCGGGCUUCGCGAGGCGGUGGAUCCCCUUCUGCCGCCGCCACGGCGUGGAGCCGAGGGCCCCCGAGCUCUACUUCGCCCGCGGCGUCGACUACCUCCGCGACAGGACCUCGCCGUCAUUCGUCAAGGACCGCCGCGCCAUGAAGGUACGCUACGAGGAGUUUAAGGUGAGGAUGAACCACCUCGCCGCGAGGGCGCGCAAGGUGCCGGAGGAAGGGUGGAUCAUGUCGGACGGCACGCCGUGGCCCGGGAACAACCCGCGUGAUCACCCUGCCAUGAUUCAGGUGCUUCUUGGUCAUCCUGGCGACCGCGACGUCGACGGCGGCGAGCUCCCGCGUCUCUUCUACGUGUCGCGGGAGAAGCGGCCGGGCUUCCAGCACCACGGCAAAGCCGGCGCCAUGAACGCGCUACUCCGGGUUUCUGCCGUGCUCACCAAUGGCGCCUACGUGCUCAACCUGGACUACGACCACUGCGUCAACAACAGCAGCAUGCUGAGGGAGGCAAUGUGCUUCUUCAUGGACUCGACGGCCGGGAACAGGACGUGCUUCGUCCAGUUCGCCCUGCGACACGGCGGCGCCGGCGAUGUAGACGACGACGACAACGGCAACUCCGUCUUCUUCGCUAUAGAGAUGAAAUGCCUCGAUGGCAUCCAGGGCCCGGUGUACGUCGGGUCCGGCUGCUGCUUCAGCCGGAAGGCGCUGUACGGGUUCGAGCCCGCGAUGGCUGACGACGGCCACGACAUGGAGACGGCGGCGAACUGGACGAUAUGCUGCUUGAGGAGGGGGAAGAGGACUGGCGCGACGAGGAGAUCCAGGUCCGCCGUGCCGUUGCUGGACUCGGAAGAGGACUCCGAUGAGCAGGAUGAGGAGGCGGAAAGGAGGAGGAGGAGGCUGCGUGCGUACCGCGCCGCGUUGGAGCGGCACUUCGGCCAGUCUCCGGCGUUCAUCGCGUCGGCGUUCGAGGAGCACGGACGGCGCGGCUGCGGCGGCGGCGGCGGCUCGCAGGACGCGGCCGUGGCAGGCGCUCUGCUCAAGGAGGCCAUCCAUGUCGUCAGCUGCGCGUACGAGGAGAGGACGAGAUGGGGCAAAGCGUUUGGGUGGAUUUACGAAGGCGGCGACGGCGCCGCCGCCGCCGGCAUGGCCACAGGGUUCAGGAUGCACACCCGUGGGUGGUCGUCGGCGUACUGCGCGCCGUCGCGGCCGGCGUUCAGGAGCUACGCGCGGGCCAGCCCAGCGGACGUCCUCGCCAAUCUGCUGGUGCCGCCGACGAGCGUGCUGGUGGCGAACCUCGCCGGCGUGGUGGUGGCGGUGUCGUACGGGGUGGACCACGGGUACCAGUCGUGGGGCCCGCUCGGAGCGAAGCUGGCGUUCACCGGGUGGGUGGUGGCGCACCUGCAGGGGUUCCUCCCGGGUCUCAUGGCGCGGCGGGACCGGGCGCCGGCCAUCGUCGUGAUCUGGUCGGUGCUCUUCGUUUCCGUGGUGUCGCUGCUCUGGAUCCACGUCGCGUCCUUCUCGGCGUCGCCGGCGCCGCCAACAACGCAGCAACCGAUCUUGUGAGGCAGAGUUACGAGGGAUUCAAUUACCCCUAUUUACCCCUAUUUAUAAAUUUAGAUGGAUUGUGUUUUGUU
Messenger RNA from Oryza brachyantha (malo sina), 2183 nucleotides. RefSeq names its product putative cellulose synthase A catalytic subunit 11 [UDP-forming]. Gene Ontology annotation, biological process: plant-type primary cell wall biogenesis; cellulose biosynthetic process. The record is from RefSeq and is a predicted model, not a curated record. Gene Ontology annotation, molecular function: cellulose synthase (UDP-forming) activity. NCBI's taxonomy places the organism in Eukaryota, Viridiplantae, Streptophyta, Magnoliopsida, Poales, Poaceae. Gene Ontology annotation, cellular component: trans-Golgi network; plasma membrane.